UCUCUCUCUCUCUCUCUCUCUCUCUCUCUCUCUCUGUAUGUGUGUACGUGAGCAGGAGGGUCACUCACUCUCUCACUCACUCAGCGCGCGCGGUCCGGACGACUGUCUUUAUCCGGAUUAUUCCUAAAACCAUCAUCAUCCUCAUUUUCUUUUUCUUUCUCAGCAUCAUCAAUCCCAUUAGUAACAAUACAAAACCUUUGCGAGGCGGCAUGGAAAAAGAGCGCAAGCUGAAGGUGUAGCCUAUUGAAAGUGAAAACUGCGAUGCCCGGAAAUAAUCUGAAAGACACCAUGACGGUCCCAGAGUGCUCUCCUCUUAAAGCCAACAACAAUAACAAAAAUGAACCACCACUAUCAAUACCUAUCCCUCUGGUGAACGACGGUCCUCUGACAGCAGCGACAGGGGGUACGGAGCUCUCGUGCUUCCGCUGUACCCUUCCCUUUGGAGUGGUGGUGCUGAUUGCCGGCAUCGUGGUCACUGCUGUCGCCUAUAGUCUUAACUCUCAUGGAUCCACUAUCUCGCACUUAGGCCUGGCGCUGCUGUCAGCCGGCGUGGCUCUGCUCGGUCUAAGCGCUGCCUGCUGGAAACUCCGCAGUGAGAAGAAGAAGGAGGAGCGGAGACGGGAGAGCCAGGCUGCACUAGUCACCAACCAGAGGAUCGUCUAAUGAUUGGUGGAUGUUUUUCAAAAUUCUUGGAAUAUUAAUACAAAAGACUGCUGGUCAGAAAAAAAAUUACUCUGCAGAAGCACUCUUCACCUCUUCAGAAACUUUUUGCUUGACAUUUUCAUGAAGACUCUGACUAAAACCAAAAAACUCUGGAUUUUAAACUUCUUUUCACUAGUGGUCUUUCCACAUGCCUUUAGAUUAUUCCAUGUAACAGGAAUGUAUGGAUAAUCUGACCAAAAUAAAUGAAUUAUUCAAAUUACCAGAAACAUCCUAUGAUGUCUACAAACCCAGACUCAAAAUCUUCAGGAGCAUCUUUACCUCAGUGAUGUCUUAAGAUUCAUACUCCAAAUUCAGAUUCUAGAUACUCAAUAAAUUCAUUGUUCUUGCUAAACAGUAUUUUUCUAGACACAAGCCACAAGUCAAAUUUAAUCCUGUGGAUUUCAAAUCUUUGAACAAUCCACUAGUAGCCUCAGUAUCUACUAUCUGAAUAAUGGUUCCUAUUCAGGAAUGGUUUCCUUUCACAAAGUCAGACAUAUCCAGAAUAAUUAUCCCCAUAUGAUUUUCUCAGUGUCUAGAAUAUCUUUCUCCAAUAAUUAUAUACUUAAAGCAUCAGGAAAAAUACACUUGAUUCUUAUUGCAAGUGCAAUUAUUCCACAAAGAACGCUCAGAAAACUUGGAACUCCUCAGACAAACAUGUUGGUUAUGGACUCCUCCAUAGUGGACUUUUCACUAAUUGUCUUUUGCUUCAUGGCUACAAAAUACUUGGGAAUUUGUUUAUUUAAUGUGGUUACAUUUUUCACAGCAACAGCAGCAUGUUUCUUUGAAGACUUCAAGCCAGAAAGUCAGACCCAAAAAUCACUGAAGAAUUGACUUAGCAUUUACGGUCUCCAGGCUUUCCACAGCUGCUUAUUGAUUUUCAAAUGAACUUCCAGAAACCACUAUACAGUUGGAGUUCAAACUCAUUAGACAUAAAUAUUUUGGAUUUGGUCUCUUAGGUUUUAUGUUCUUGCUUGAGAUUAUUUGGCAGAAAUCUUUUAUUGGGGGUCAGACUCUCCAGGGUUCCAGGAACAUCUUUUCCUGCUAACUGAAGUCUCUCCUGUGUGAAAAUCCUUUUUUUUAGUGACUCUAAACCUUCACGGCAUCAGGAAUGUCUUCUGAUUAUGAUCGCGUUGGAUGCUCUGAUGUUUUCUCUGAUUCAAUGCCUAUAGAAAUGCCUGUGAAAUCACUGGACUUCAGACAUGUUCUGGUUCAGAUCAAAAGAGAAACGCGAGCACAAAUGGUUUGCAUUUAUUUUUCAUUUCCUGUACCAACUUUGCCUGGAAUUUCUACACCACGGGUGAAAAAGCUGCCUUAGCAAGGGGAAACUGUGACUGCUUGAGGUGGAACCAUGAUCUCUGGACAUUGCUGGAUAAUGGGAUUUCACUUGGAACUCAACAUCUUCAUACUGGAACUUUUUGUAUUUGGACUUUUGUUAACAGAAUUAGUGGAGAUUAAUAGGCUCAUUGUUAAAACUGUGGCCUGCAUAGUGAUCUACAACCAGACACAAAAGGCUCUCUUACUCAUGACUGGAAAGUCCCACCUCACUUCACUUCGAUUCUGAGCAACAGAACUGCGUUUUAUUUCUGUUUCCAUGACGAGCAUUAAAACAUUUAAACAAUAAGAAGAACAAAAACCAGCCGUGAAGGGUUUAAAUCUACAGCUUGAGGCUACUAGUCUUUGUAGUGUGAUUAGUGUGUGAAGGGUCACAGACGUGAACAAGGCAUUUCUGGAUAUGCACAGCUGUUUCCAGAUGUGCAGGAGUUGCAGGACGCUGACCUCAAAGGUCCCCCGUCGCAGACUUUUAUUAAAGCGAUUAACUGCGGUUCCUUUUGUGCUUUGAAGUGGACCUGCAGGAUUUUUGGAAAUUUUAUUUCUUCCUUCCCGCUACUCUUCUCUCUCUUCUCAAUUUCUCUCUCUCUCUCUCUCUCUCUCUCUCUCUUAUAUUCCAGAUUGUUUGCAUCUUUUUAGCUGGGCAGUGAGCCAAACUACAGGCGUCAGGAUUAAGACAAAUAGCUGCACUACAAUCCGAAAGAGAGGGAGAAACACAUUCAUUCAACUCCCCUUCAUCCUCUCAUUGUUUUUUUAUCUACGUUUAUCCUCACCUUCACUUUCUCUCUCCUUUAGACUGGAUUGCCUCUCGCACUUUUUCCUCAGCAAAAUGACAUGGUACUUAUAAACAUUAUAUUUUGAUGGUAUGUAAACUUCGGUCCGAGCGACUGAAGGACUUUAUUUGCUGCAUUCAUUAUUAAGACUCUAUAACCGUGUCACAUGAGGCACAAACUUGGUGCCCGUCAGAGCCGUAGUGACUUAUAAGACGUGACAAUAACUAAUGAGAAUGGAUGUAACUAUAGAUAACUAUAGAUAACUCUAUAUGAUGCUCUAUGAUAUCAGUAUUGGAUUUGUAACUGUCUAACUGCACUUUGCUGUAUGGAUAUAAACAGUGUUUGAUAGACGUGAGGUUCUUCUCAACCUCCAAACAGUGUUUAUCAAGAAUUUUUGAAUCAAUAAAUAAAUAAAUAAAAUUAAUCAGUUGAACAA
Molecule: messenger RNA, 3240 nt
Organism: Silurus meridionalis
Lineage: Eukaryota; Metazoa; Chordata; Actinopteri; Siluriformes; Siluridae
Gene: tmem100a
Product: transmembrane protein 100a
Exons: 2
Coding region: 262-663 (133 amino acids)
Biological process (GO): cellular response to BMP stimulus
Source: RefSeq, a predicted model, not a curated record